AAGUACCUACAAUAAUCAACGUGGAAACUUAUAAAGAUGCCACGUGGGAAAAGAUAAGGAACUUCCUGGGCGGUUUUGAAAUUUUGUAUUAAAAUUGGAUACGCUGACAAAUGCUAAACUUCUGAAUCGGGACACAAAGCCGAGACGAACAACAUAAGACUGGUCAUAAUGAGGUCCGAAUUAAUCAUUUGUUUAGGGUUGGCAGUUAUAAGUACAGUUUAUGCACAAUCCGGUGAAUCCGGAUUAAAUAUAGAAGUCCUUCAAGCGCCGCCGCCAGAUUGCGCAAGAAAAGUUAAGAAGCAUGAUAUGGUUGUUUUGCAUUAUGAAGGUUACUUUGAAAAUGGAACGAAAUUUGAUUCAAGUCGGGAAAGAGUGGGAGCUGUUCCAUUCCAGUUUCAGUUAGGACUUGGUGCCGUCAUUAAAGGAUGGGAGCAGGGUUUACUCGACAUGUGUCCUAAUGAAAAAAGAAGAUUAACAAUUCCGUCACAUCUAGCAUAUGGAGAAAAAGGAUCAGGUGAAGUGAUUCCUCCAAAUGCCAAUUUAAUGUUCGAGAUUGAAUUACUGCAAGUCCACGAUGGACCCAAGCCACCAAAUGUAUUCGGAAUGAUUGAUAUUGACAACGAUAAAUUUUUAACAAGAGAUGAGUUGAUCAUGUACCUGUCCCAUCAAGCAGUACAGCAGGGGAUACCAGUCGAUUUAGCCUCUCAGCAACAACAGAAGGUCCUUCACGAUUUAUUUGAAACAGAAGAUAAAGAUAAAGAUGGGAAAAUUUCCCAUGAAGAAUUCACUGGACCAAAACAUGAUGAAUUAUAACGUGAACUAUAAAUUAUUGUAUAUUAUGUUUAUUAAGUUAUUUUGUAUUAAAAUGUUAAAAUAG
Mytilus californianus (California mussel) is the source of this 877-nucleotide messenger RNA. RefSeq names its product FK506-binding protein-like. The record is from RefSeq and is a predicted model, not a curated record. Gene Ontology annotation, molecular function: calcium ion binding; peptidyl-prolyl cis-trans isomerase activity. NCBI's taxonomy places the organism in Eukaryota, Metazoa, Mollusca, Bivalvia, Mytilida, Mytilidae. The transcript has 4 exons. Bases 169 to 813 code for a protein of 214 amino acids.